Rattus norvegicus (Norway rat) is the source of this 9254-nucleotide messenger RNA. NCBI's taxonomy places the organism in Eukaryota, Metazoa, Chordata, Mammalia, Rodentia, Muridae. The record is from RefSeq and is a predicted model, not a curated record.
GUGAAGACAGGGUGGGGAGAAGCUACUUCAGCCAACUCAUGCCUUCAAAGUGAACACCAGAGCAGAGGCUGGCGACAGACUCGCCAGCCUUCCGCACCAGCAGGACUCCCUGCCCUUCUUGACUCAGUAUUGGGAUCCUGAAGACAGGUGGUUGGCCUGGAGACCUGCCAAGUGUGACUUUAGGAAACCCUGAGUAUCCUUUCCUCCACUUGCAAAGCCAGUGUAGUUUCAGUAUGCCGCUCCUGGCUGGCACAGCGUGACCUGUGAGCAUCCCUGGAACAGAGAACCACUGGAAGAGCAGUCUUGGAGGCCAGGCCAUGUAAGCAGUGGUUCGCCACACCUGUGUGAGCCUUGGCUUUCGACAGCUGUCUUCGAGCUGAGAGUGGACUCACACGAGAUGCCCGUAGUGCAUGGGUGAAGAAAGUGCAGCCUAUUACAGGAGUACGGCACUACUCAGCCAUAGGGAAGAAUGAAGUCGUAUCAUUUUCAGCAGAGUGGAGGGAACUGGAGAUUACUGUAGGAAGUAAGCAGAACACAAGAAGACACUGUUCUCUGUCGGGACCGAGGCUGCAGAACUCCAAGCUUGUAUUAGCUCCUGGGAGACGCUGUGAUCAGAUGUCACAGGUUAGAUGGUUUAAACAGCCAGUCACAAGUCCAGGAUGAAGGCAUUGGCAGAUUGGCUACAGCAUGUGUUCCUGGUGUGCCUGUUCAGUGGAAUUAUAUCUGAGGAUUUCUCAAACCUAAAGACAUCCAAGCAGGAUGAAUCCAGACCCACAAAUAGACAUGGCCAGAUAAGACCCUGCAUGACAUGUUGCAUUCAAAAUGUCAAAAAUAAGCAGAUAAACCCUACAGAGGCUAUCAGAGGACAAUGUUCCUCAUAAGGAAACAUCAGAGUAACAUCAGGUGUCUUAUCAACAACCCCCAAAGCCAGGAAAGCGUGAACUGGCAUAUUAUAUACACUAAAAGUAAAUAAGCAACUCAAUGAAGUUAUCUUUUUAAAUUGGUGGAGAAAUAAAAAUUGAAAUAUUUUAAAAAUAAGCAUACAGGGCUUAAGUGAUGGUUUAGAGGUUAAGAACACUGCUCUUCAGAAGACUAGAAUUUAAUUCCCAGAACCUACAUAUUGGCUCACAUUUAUCUGUAACUCCAGUUCCAGGGGAUCCAAUGUCUUUUCUGGUCUCUGGCACCAGGCACAUGUGAGGUGCAUACAGACUUACAUUCAGGAAAAACACCACACAUAUACAAUAUUAAUUAGGUAAGUUGUAUAAUUGCUAAGGGAGUACUAUGCACAGAAGAAAAAGGCAAUUUCACCCAUGAGAACACAAAAAGGGUACAUACAUUACAUGAGAAGAAUGACAGAGAAUAGAUGGGAAAGAAACAUUCAACACAGCAAAUGAGAAACCCCCAAUACUGGAAGAAGAACCCCCAAUAAGUCAGCCAACUCUAACAAGCAGCGUGAUUGUCAGCUAUGCAAACCUCUUUCCAUAGUAACCUUGAAUGCAAAGGCUCACAAAAGACACAGGUUGACUCAAAAAACUAGAUCCAACGUCGUCAUCAGUACCGAACUUGGGAAAUGCACAAAUAAUUGGAGACUGAACAAUAUACUUUUGAAUGAACAGUGGGUUCUUGAGGAAAUCAGAAUUUUAAAAACUCCUAAGAUCAAAUGAAACACAGUCUACAAGAUACAUCCAAGUCAGUCCCAAGAGAGAAGUUUAUAGCUAUAAGAUGAUCAAAGAGAGAUUUCAGAUAACUUAGUGAUCCACCUCAGGCUGUGGCAAAGAUUAUGGCAGAAGUGAAUGAAACAGGAAAUAAAUGCAUUGAAUUGAUCAAAGAGCUGUUUGAGACGAUAAAUGAGUGACAACCAAAGCUAAACUAACCAAAAGCAAGAGAAGACCCAAAUGAUUCCGUUUAGAGGUAAAAGGGCACUCGUGGGCUGGCUCAGUGGCUCAGUGGGUGCUUGUUCUGCAAGUUUGAGAAUUUGCUCAGAUUCUCACCACCCACAUAGAAUGGCACCCACAGCUGUGCGUGCUGCCAACACCAUCAGGGUGUGGUGACAAGUAGGUCCAGAGUGCUCAUUGAUCGGCCAGUCUUGCUCAAAACGUUGACUGUAGAAUCAAUGAGAAACCCUGUCUCAAGCUAGUAAGGUAGAGAGCAACACAGGAAGCUACCCAGUGCCCCGCUCUGUCCUUCAUGCGUGCCCAUGAUCAUCCAUACCUUUAUAUACCUCACGCACUUCACUAAAAUGUCUUCCCAAGGAGAUGCACACAAUGUCUAACCUUCCUCCUAAGUGUCCAAUGACAAGGAGGUACAAUUACACUCGGAAACCACUGAGUUUAUUGAGCUUACAGAGCACAGGUAAGGGGUUACUUACUGCGGGUGCCCUCACCAGACAGUCUAAAUCUAGGAGGAAUAAUGGUGUUUUGGUAGCCACAUAGAUGGAGUCCUUCUGUCCUAGUGUUCUCGAGCCGCAUACUCUAUCCACAAGUAGUUAGAUCAGAGCUGCGUACCACAGGUAGAAGGGGCAACUGGACACUCCUUCGAGGGUCUGGUGAGCUCCCGUGCCCUUCUGUGAGGGGAUGUCAACGGUCAUCAUGCCCAGUGGGGAUAAUCUUUGCAAGUUAGCACAGGCAAAGUCCACCUGAUGGCAGUUGCUUGUCUUGUAGAACAACUCUGUCCAGCAUACACCAUACAUGAGAGAAGGGGUAGGGGAGAAAGGAAGGAAGGAGAAAGAAAAGGGAACGUUGUAAUAAACUAAGAUUCCAAAGAGCUAGAGAAACUUCGAAACAUAAAAUUCUAAACACAAGACCAACUGUUCCAGUUUAUUUUGUUAUAUUCUAUAACAAAGAGCAUGGUUUACCGGAAGUCCCACACCCACGGAUCCCGGCCCGCAGCAGCUCUCUGCUCCCAGACCCCGUGGGAAGGAGACCUCACCGCCUGGUCAGGUGGGCACUCCUGAGGCUGCAGAGCAGAAGAGACCACCAACACUGCCCACCCCUGCCCACAUCCCUGGCCCAAGAGGAAACUGUAUAAGGCCUCUGGGCUCCCGUGGGGGAGGGCCCAGGAGCGGCAGGACCCCUGCCUGAGACACCGCCGGAACCUGAGGGAAACAGACCAGAUAAACAGUUCUCUGCACCCAAAUCCCGUGGGAGGGAGAGCUAAACCUUCAGAGAGGCAGACAAGCCUGGGAAACCAGAAGAGACUGCUCUCUGCACACACAUCUCAGACGCCAGAGGAAAACACCAAACGCCAUCUGGAACCCUGGUACACUGAAGCUCCCAGAAGGGGCGGCACAGGUCUUCCUGGUUGCUGCCGCCGCAAAGAGCCCGUGGGCAGCACCCCGAGAGCGAACCUGAGCCUCGGGACCACAGGUAAGACCAACUUGUAUGCUGCAAGUGACCUGCCUGGUGAACUCAAGACACAGGCCCACAGGAACAGCUGAAGACCUGUACAGAGGAAAAACUACACGCACGAAAGCAGAACACUCUGUCGCCAUAACAGGCUGAAAGAAAACAGGAAAAUAGGUCUACAGCACUCCUGACACACAGGCUUAUAGGAGAGUCUAGCCACUGUCAGAAAUAGCAGAACAAAGUAACACUAGAGAUAAUCUGAUGGAGAGGGGCAAGCGCAGGAACCCAAGCAACAGAAACCAAGACGACAUGGCAUCAUCAGAGCCCAAUUCUCCCACCAAAACAAACAUGGAAUGUCCAAACACACCAGAAAAGCAAGAUCUAGUUUCAAAAUCAUAUUUGAUCAUGAUGCUGGAGGACUUCAAGAAAGACGUGAAGAACUCCCUUAGAGAAACACAGGAAAACACUAAUAAACAAGUAGAAGCCUACAGAGAGGAAUCGCAAAAAUGCCUGAAAGAAUUCCAGGAAAACAUAAAUAAACAAGUAGAAGCCCAUAGAGAGGAGACACAAAAAUCCCUGAAAGAAUAUCAGGAAAUCAUAAAUAAACAAGUAGAAGCCCAUAGAGAGGAGUCAAAAAAAUCCCUGAAAGAAUUCCAGGAAAAUACAAUCAAACAGUUGAAGGAAUUAAAAAUGGAAAUAGAAGCAAUCAAGAAAGAACACAUGGAAAAAACCCUGGAUAUAGAAAACCAAAAGAAGAGACAAGGAGCUGUAGAUACGAGCUUCACCAACAGAAUACAAGAGAUGGAAGAGAGAAUCUCAGGAGCAGAAGAUUCCAUAGAAAUCAUUGACUCAACUGUCAAAGAUAAUGUAAAGCAGAAAAAGCUACUGGUCCAAAAGAUACAGGAAAUCCAGGACUCAAUGAGAAGAUCAAACCUAAGGAUAAUAGGUAUAGAAGAGAGUGAAGACUCCCAGCUCAAAGGACCAGUAAAUAUCUUCAACAAAAUCAUAGAAGAAAACUUCCCUAACCUAAAAAAAGAGAUACCCAUAGGCACACAAGAAGCCUACAGAACUCCAAAUAGAUUGGACCAGAAAAGAAACACCUCCCGUCACAUAAUAGUCAAAACACCAAACGCACAAAAUAAAGAAAGAAUAUUAAAAGCAGUAAGGGAAAAAGGUCAAGUAACAUAUAAAGGCAGACCUAUCAGAAUUACACCAAACUUUUCACCAGAAACUAUGAAAGCCAGAAGAUCCUGACAGAUGUCAUACAGACCCUAAGAGAUCACAAAUGCCAGCCCAGGUUACUGUAUCCUGCAAAACUCUCAAUUAACAUAGAUGGAGAAACCAAGAUAUUCCAUGACAAAACCAAAUUUACACAAUAUCUUUCUACAAAUCCAGCACUACAAAGGAUAAGAAAUGGUAAAGCCCAACAUAAGGAGGCAAGCUAUACCCUAGAAGAAGCAAGAAACUAAUCGUCUUGGCAACAAAACAAAGAGAAUGAAAGCACACAAACAUAACCUCACAUCCAAAUAUGAAUAUAACGGGAAGCAAUAAUCACUAUUCCUUAAUAUCUCUCAACAUCAAUGGCCUCAACUCCCUAAUAAAAAGACAUAGAUUAACAAACUGGAUACGCAAUGAGGACCCUGCAUUCUGCUGCCUACAGGAAACACACCUCAGAGACAAAGACAGACACUACCUCAGAGUGAAAGGCUGGAAAACAACUUUCCAAGCAAAUGGUCAGAAGAAGCAAGCUGGAGUAGCCAUUCUAAUAUCAAAUAAAAUCAAUUUUCAACUAAAAGUCAUCAAAAAAGAUAAGGAAGGACACUUCAUAUUCAUCAAAGGAAAAAUCCACCAAGAUGAACUCUCAAUCCUAAAUAUCUAUGCCCCAAAUACAAGGGCACCUACAUACGUAAAAGAAACCUUACUAAAGCUCAAAACACACAUUGCACCUCACACAAUAAUAGUGGGAGAUUUCAACACCCCACUCUCAUCAAUGGACAGAUCAUGGAAACAGAAAUUAAACAGAGAUGUAGACAGACUAAGAGAAGUCAUGAGCCAAAUGGACUUAAUGGAUAUUUAUAGAACAUUCUAUCCUAAAGCAAAAGGAUAUACCUUCUUCUCAGCUCCUCAUGGUACUUUCUCCAAAAUUGACCAUAUAAUUGGUCAAAAAACGGGCCUCAACAGGUACAGAAAGAUAGAAAUAAUCCCAUGCCUGCUAUCGGACCACCAGGGCCUAAAACUGGUCUUCAAUAACAAUCAAGGAAGAAUGUCCACAUAUACUUGGAAAUUGAACAAUGCUCUACUCAAUGAUAACCUGGUCAAGGAAGAAAUAAAGAAAGAAAUUAAAAACUUUUUAGAAUUUAAUGAAAAUGAAGGUACAACAUACCCAAACUUAUGGGACACAAUGAAAGCUGUGCUAAGAGGAAAACUCAUAGCGCUGAGUGCCUGCAGAAAGAAACAGGUAAGAGCAUAUGUCAGCAGCUUGACAGCACACCUAAAAGCUCUAGAACAAAAAGAAGCAAAUACACCCAGGAGGAGUAGAAGGCAGGAAAUAAUCAAACUCAGAGCUGAAAUCAACCAAGUAGAAACAAAAAGGACCAUAGAAAGAAUCAACAGAACCAAAAGUUGGUUCUUUGAGAAAAUCAACAAGAUAGAUAAACCCUUAGCCAGACUAACGAGAGGACACAGAGAGUGCAUCCAAAUUAACAAAAUCAGAAAUGAAAAGGGAGACAUAACAACAGAUUCAGAGGAAAUUCAAAAAAUCAUCAGAUCUUACUAUAAAAACCUAUAUUCAACAAAACUUGAAAAUCUUCAGGAAAUGGACAAUUUCCUAGACAGAUACCAGGUACCGAAGUUAAAUCAGGAACAGAUAAACCAGUUAAACAACCCCAUAACUCCUAAGGGAAUAGAAGCAGUCAUUAAAGGUCUCCCAACCAAAAAGAGCCCAGGUCCAGACGGGUUUAGUGCAGAAUUCUAUCAAACCUUCAUAGAAGACCUCAUACCAAUAUUAUCCAAACUAUUCCACAAAAUUGAAACAGAUGGAUCACUACCGAAUACCUUCUACGAAGCCACAAUUACUCUUAUACCUAAACCACACAAAGACACAACAAAGAAAGAGAACUUCAGACCAAUUUCCCUUAUGAAUAUCGACGCAAAAAUACUCAACGAAAUUCUGGCAAACCGAAUCCAAGAGCACAUCAAAACAAUCAUCCACCAUGACCAAGUAGGCUUCAUCCCAGGCAUGCAGGGAUGGUUUAAUAUACGGAAAACCAUCAACGUGAUCCAUUAUAUAAAAAAACUGAAAGAACAAAACCACAUGAUCAUUUCAUUAGACGCUGAGAAAGCAUUUGACAAAAUUCAACACCCCUUCAUGAUAAAAGUCCUGGAAAGAAUAGGAAUUCAAGGCCCAUACCUGAACAUAGUAAAAGCCAUAUACAGCAAACCAGUUGCUAACAUUAAACUAAAUGGAGAGAAACUUGAAGCAAUCCCACUAAAAUCAGGGACUAGAGAAGGCUGCCCACUCUCUCCCUACUUAUUCAAUAUAGUUCUUGAAGUUCUAGCCAGAGCAAUCAGACAACAAAAGGAGGUCAAGGGGAAUCAGAUCGGAAAAGAAGAAGUCAAAAUAUCACUAUUUGCAGAUGAUAUGAUAGUAUAUUUAAGUGAUCCCAAAAGUUCCACCAGAGAACUACUAAAGCUGAUAAACAACUUCAGCAAAGUGGCUGGGUAUAAAAUUAACUCAAAUAAAUCAGUUGCCUUCCUCUAUACAAAAGAGAAACAAGCCGAGAAAGAAAUUAGGGAAACGACACCCUUCAUAAUAGACCCAAAUAAUAUAAAGUACCUCGGUGUGACUUUAACAAAGCAAGUAAAAGAUCUGUACAAUAAGAACUUCAAGACACUGAAGAAAGAAAUUGAAGAAGACCUCAGAAGAUGGAAAGAUCUCCCAUGCUCAUGGAUUGGCAGGAUUAAUAUAGUAAAAAUGGCCAUUUUACCAAAAGCAAUCUACAGUUUCAAUGCAAUCCCCAUCAAAAUACCAAUCCAAUUCUUCAAAGAGUUAGACAGAACAAUUUGCAAAUUCAUCUGGAAUAACAAAAAACCCAGCAUAGCUAAAGCUAUCCUCAACGAUAAAAGGACUUCAGGGGGAAUCACUAUCCCUGAACUCAAGCAGUAUUACAGAGCAAUAGUGAUAAAAACUGCAUGGUAUUGGUACAGAGACAGACAGAUAGACCAAUGGAAUAGAAUUGAAGACCCAGAAAUGAACCCACACACCUAUGGUCACUUGAUUUUUGACAAAGGAGCCAAAACCAUGAAAUGGAAAAAAGAUAGCAUUUUCAGCAAAUGGUGCUGGUUCAACUGGAGGUCAACGUGUAGAAGAAUGCAGAUCGAUCCAUGCUUAUCACCCUGUACAAAGCUUAAGUCCAAGUGGAUCAAGGACCUCCACAUCAAACCAGACACACUCAAACUAAUAGAAGAAAAACUAGGGCAGCAUCUGGAACACAUGGGCACUGGAAAAAAUUUCCUAAACAAAACACCAAUGGCUUAUGCUCUAAGAUCAAGAAUCGACAAAUGGGAUCUCAUAAAACUGCAAAGCUUCUGUAAGGCAAAGAACACUGUGGUUAGGACAAAACGGCAACCAAGAGAUUGGGAAAAGAUCUUUACCAAUCCUACAACAGAUAGAGGCCUUAUAUCCAAAAUAUACCAAGAACUCAAGAAGUUAGACCGCAGGGAAACAAAUAACCCUAUUUAAAAAUGGGGUUCAGAGCUAAACAAAGAAUUCACAGCUGAGGAAUGCCGAAUGGCUGAGAAACACCUAAAGAAAUGUUCAACAUCUUUAGUCAUAAGGGAAAUGCAAAUCAAAACAACCCUGAGAUUUCACCUCACACCAGUGAGAAUGGCUAAGAUCAAAAACUCAGGGGCCAACAGAUGCUGGCGAGGAUGUGGAGAAAGAGGAACACUCCUCCAUUGUUGAUGGGAUUGCAGACUGGUACAACCAUUCUGGAAAUCAGUCUGGAGGAUCCUCAGAAAACUGGACAUUGAGCUGCCUGAGGAUCCAGCUAUACCUCUCUUGGGCAUAUACCCAAAAGAUGCCCCAACAUAUAAAAAAGACACGUGCUCCACUAUGUUCAUUGCAGCCUUAUUUAUAAUAGCCAGAAGCUGGAAAGAACCCAGAUGCCCUUCAACAGAGGAAUGGAUACAGAAAAUGUGGUACAUCUACACAAUGGAAUAUUACUCAGCUAUCCAAAACAACGACUUCAUGAAAUUCGUAGGCAAAUGGUUGGAACUGGAAAAUAUCAUCCUGAGUGAGCUAACCCAAUCACAGAAAGACAUACAUGGUAUGCACUCAUUGAUAAGUGGCUAUUAGCCCAAAUUCUUGAACUACCCUAGAUGCCUAGAACAAAUGAAACUCAAGACGGAUGAUCAAAAUGUGAAUGCUUCACUCCUUCUUUAAAAGGGGAACAAGAAUACCCUUGGCAGGGAAGAGAGAGGCAAAGAUUAAAACAGAGACUGAAGGAACACCCAUUCAGAGCCUGCCCCACAUGUGGCCCAUACAUAUACAGCCACCCAAUUAGACAUGAUGGAUGAAGCAAAGAAGUGCAUGCCGACAGGAGCCGGAUGUAGAUCGCUCCUGAGAGACACAGCCAGAAUACAGCAAAUACAGAGGCGAAUGCCAGCAGCAAACCACUGAACUGAGAAUAGGACUCCCGUUGAAGGAAUCAGAGAAAGGGCUGAAAGAGCUUGAAGGGGCUCGAGACCCCAUAUGUACAACAAUGCUAAGCAACCAGAGCUUCCAGGGACUAAGCCACUACCUAAAGACUAUACAUGGACUGACCCUGGACUCUGACCUCAUAGGUAGCAAUGAAUAUCCUAGUAAGAGCACCAGUGGAAGGGGAAGCCCUGGGUCCUGCUAAGACUGAA